CUUCCAUCUUAACUACAUAAUCAAACAGUUCUUCCUCUUUCUUAAAACGCCUUUAAGGGGUACACGAGGCAAAAGUUGGCUGUUACUAUUUUGUAAAACAUUUCCAAGUUAAUCCAUUAAGCACGUGCUAUUAAACAUGGACAAGCCAGUCGUAUUAGCCAGAGUAAUUAAAGUAUUGGGUCGUACUGGUUCACAAGGACAGUGUACCCAAGUAAAAGUUGAAUUUCUGGGUGAACAAAACAGACAAAUCAUCAGAAAUGUGAAAGGACCGGUACGAGAAGGUGAUCUCCUAACCUUAUUGGAAUCGGAGAGAGAAGCUAGAAGACUACGAUGAAGAAUUUAAUCUUUAUAUUAAAUGUAAUAUAAAAGGAUUACCAAAUAUGAAAUCACAUCAUUCCAAUACUCCUCUUUUGAAGUGGAUUAUCAAUCUAACUGUCACUGGAAGAAAUCUAAUUGUAAUAACUACUGGAAAGUAAUAGAUCAAUGAGAUGGAUGGAUUGAUCUAACUUUAUGUUCAACUACAUUCACACUAUGAAUUCUGUAAUAAAUCUUAUCUGGUAAUCAUCAA
Molecule: messenger RNA, 568 nt
Organism: Polistes dominula (European paper wasp)
Lineage: Eukaryota; Metazoa; Arthropoda; Insecta; Hymenoptera; Vespidae
Product: small ribosomal subunit protein eS28
Biological process (GO): translation; maturation of SSU-rRNA; ribosomal small subunit assembly
Cellular component (GO): cytosolic small ribosomal subunit; ribosome
Molecular function (GO): structural constituent of ribosome
Source: RefSeq, a predicted model, not a curated record